Messenger RNA from Priapulus caudatus, 929 nucleotides. Its product is annotated as protein Wnt-5b-like. The record is from RefSeq and is a predicted model, not a curated record. Gene Ontology annotation, biological process: cell fate commitment; multicellular organism development; neuron differentiation. NCBI's taxonomy places the organism in Eukaryota, Metazoa, Priapulida, Priapulimorpha, Priapulimorphida, Priapulidae. The annotation marks the transcript as partial. The transcript is spliced from 2 exons. Gene Ontology annotation, molecular function: frizzled binding; cytokine activity. Gene Ontology annotation, cellular component: extracellular region.
GAGAGAGAUACGGGACACUCGCGCAGCGCGCUAGCUGGCAGCGGUGGCAGCCGAUGUGUGGAGAGUUGGUUAUAGCAGACGAACGCUCGCACCGCUCCAACAGUCGCUGACGGACAGCUCGCUAGAAACCCGCACGGCAGCAGCAUCGCAUCGCAUCGCAAAGCAAUACAUAACGACGGACUCACUUUCUUCCUCGUUGCCUCGCCAUCCAUCUGUGUGUGUUACUGUGAAAGCAGCCGAGAGGAGAAUAUCAACGUAGAGCGAGAGGAAGGCCGUAAGAAAAGGGAGAAGUAACGAGUGAAAGAGAGGGGGAAGUGAAGAGUGAAAGAGAGGGAGAAGUAAAGAGUGAAAGAAAGAGAGAAUCGUGCGCGAAGGGAGAAUGUGACAUCCCGACCAUGUGAGGGAGAAAGAGAGAUAGACAGAUAGACAGAGAGAACGAACGAACGAAAAAAAGAAAGAUCGACGGAAAGAGAGUGGGAGAUCAGCAGCGAACGUCUGUGACGUUGACGAUAUCGUCAGUGGCGUCGUAGCCGUUUGGAUAUAUAUAUAUAUGCGUACGUAUAUAUCGGUGGCGCAUCGUGACAUCAUGCCGACACCUCGAACCAUCGUCAUCGUCGUCGUCGUCAUGCUGGUGUCGCUGCAGCCGGCAGUCGGUUACACCGGCACGUGGUGGAACCUCGGCUACCAAGGCUUCGACAUCCUCAAGAACCCACAAUUCUACCUCGUCGGCGCUCAGCCUGCCUGCAGCACGCUCUCCGGUCUCUCUCCCGGACAGACGAAACUCUGCCUCCUCUACCAGGACCACAUGAAGUCCGUCGGUAGGGGCGCUCGCAUCGGCAUACAGGAGUGCCAGCAUCAGUUUCGCUAUCGGAGAUGGAAUUGCAGUACGGUCGCCGACCCGACUGUGUUCGGGCCCGUGAUGGACAUAC